Acanthosepion pharaonis is the source of this 525-nucleotide messenger RNA. NCBI's taxonomy places the organism in Eukaryota, Metazoa, Mollusca, Cephalopoda, Sepiida, Sepiidae. The record is from the annotation of a GenBank genome assembly.
AUGCCCGAGACUUCGCAGGGGUUUUUAGCCGGCCACGGAAGCAGCCCGGCCGUCGGGCUGGGUUGCGACCAUGGCAAAGUCUACUCAAAUAAAUACCGCCGGCCACGGAAGCAGGAAGCCUUCCUGGUUCGCGACUUUGACGCGCCCAGUCAAGUCGACCAAGCCCAGCAGCUGACGGGACCCAGCAGCAGUAGCAGCAGUUUCGCCAGAUCACUCCCGCAGCUUCCAGCACUCCUGCAGUUUCCAGAUCACUCCUGCAGCUUCCAGAUCACUCCUGCAGCUACCAGCUCACUCCAGCAGGUUCCAGCUCGCUCCUACAGCUUCCCGCAGUUUCCAGCUCACUCCUGCAGCUUCCAGCACUCCUACCGCUUCCAGCUCACUCCUGCAGUUUCCAGCACUCCUGCAGUUUCCAGCACUCCUGCAGUUUCCAGCUCACCCCUGCGGCGCUCUACUGACGUCCCGCUACCUAUUCCAGCACCUGCUGACGAUCUAAUCCAGUGCCCACUGACGUCCAGCGCCCGUUAA